AUGCCGCCCAAGCCCUCGCGCAGGGCGGGCGCCGCCAGGACGCAGCGCCCCAGCCCCGACGGCGGCUCCGCGCCGCCCGCCGCCCCCCGGGUCGAGGUCGGCGAAGAGGACUUCGUCGUGCUCUGUGACGCGCUGAAGGUGUCGGAGAGCGUGAGGGAGAAAGCGUGGAAGACGUACGAGAGCUUGUCGGCAGCGGAUGGAGCUCUAGCUUGUAACACAAAGAAAAAGGAAACAUGGGGUGUAUGUAUCUUUAUUGUAGCAAUUGAUCUGGAUGAAGUGACAUUUACUUUCACUGAGCUUUUGAAAAGUAUAAACAUAAGUGUAUGCACAUUUUUUCAGUUUCUGAAAGAGGUGGAUGUUAACAUGGAUACUGUAAGCACUAAAGUUGAUAGCACUGUAUCAAGGCUGAAAAAGAAAUACGAUGUAUUAUUUGCACUAUACCACAAGUUUGAAAGGACGUGUGGCCUUAUUUAUCUGGAACAACCUAGUAGUGAGAUUUCUGCUGAACUCAGUUCUGUAUUAGUCCUAAAAAAUUACUGGAUUACUUUUUUGCUGGCAAAAGGUAAAGUGUUGCAAGUGGAAGAUGACCUGGUGAUUUCUUUCCAGUUGUUGCUGUGCGUCUUAGAUUAUUUUAUCAAACUGUCACCUCCUGCUAUGCUCAAGGAACCAUACAAAUCUUCUGUGUCUGCAGUGACUGUAAAUGGUUCAGCUCGCACUCCUCGAAGAGGUCAGAACAGGAGUUCACGUACUGCAAAGCAGCUUGAUACCGACACAAAAAUUAUCGAAAUCCUUUGUAAAGAGCAUGAUUGUAAUUUAGAUGAGGUCAAAAAUGUGUAUUUCACAAGCUUCAUUCCUUUCCUGAAUUCUGCUGGUAUUUUAGCUUCAAAUGGACUACCAGAGGUUGAAGUUAUCUUGAAACAGUAUGACGAGCUCUAUGUCAAGAACAAAGAUAUAGACGCGAGACUAUUUCUGAAUCACGAUGAGACUCUGCAGCCUGAUGUCAGAGCAUGCUCACAGCUGGAGAGGACACCACUAAAAAACAAUCCAGAUGAGGAAAUCAAUAUUAUACUUCCACAGACUCCUGUUCGAGCAGCAAUGAAUAACAUUCAGCAGUUGAUUAUGAUUUUAAACUCAGCGACUGAUAAACCAUCAGAUACUCUCAUGAAGUAUUUCAAUAAUUGCACGGUGAACCCUAAGGAUAGUAUCCUGAAAAGGGUGGAAAGUUUUGACCACAUCUUCAAAAAGAAAUUUGCUGAAGCAGUUGGACAGGGAUGGGCUGAAAUUGGCUCACAGAGGUACAAGCUUGGAGUGCGUCUCUAUUACAGAGUAAUGGAGUCCAUGCUGAAGUCGGAGGAAGAGCGCCUCUCAGUGCAGAAUUUCAGCAAACUUCUGAAUGAUAACAUCUUCCACACAUCUCUCCUGGCAUGUGCUGUUGAGGUUGUCAUGGCUACAUAUGGCAGAAAUGCUUCACAAAGUGACAGUACCAGUGCUGAAACAGACUUGUCUUUCCCAUGGAUUCUCAAUGUAUUUGAUUUAAAAGCUUUUGACUUCUACAAGGUGAUUGAAAGCUUUAUUAAAGCAGAACCCAGCCUAACACGGGAAAUGAUAAAGCAUCUAGAGCGCUGUGAACAUCGAAUUAUGGAGUCUCUCGCUUGGCAAUCUGGGUCGCCUCUUUUUGAUCUUAUCAAGCAGUCGAAAGAACGAGAAGGCCAAACUGAUCAGCCUGAACCCACUUCUACUCCCAAUAUGCCUUUCCAGCAUAACCACACUGCUGCAGACCUCUAUCUCUCUCCUGUGAAAUCUCCUAAGAAGAAGGCAUCUGGACCUCCUCUAAGUGCUGCUUCCCCUCCAGAUGCUCAACCUGCUGUGACCCCCCAAACACCGAAACCGCAGAAAUCUACCUCCCUCUCUCUGUUCUACAAGAAAGUGUAUCUACUGGCCUAUCGUCGACUCCAUACACUGUUCCUUCACCUUCUCUCGGAACAUCCUGACCUGGAGCCCUUGAUCUGGACCCUCUUCCAGCACACACUGCAAAAUGAGUAUGAGCUAAUGAGAGACAGGCACCUGGACCAGAUCAUGAUGUGUUCCAUGUAUGGCAUAUGCAAAGUAAAGAAUGUAGAUCUUCGAUUUAAAAUGAUAGUUUCAGCAUACAAGGAGCUUUGCAACACAAAUCAAGAGACUUUCAAACGUGUUCUUAUCCGAGAAGAACAAUAUGACUCCAUCAUAGUCUUCUACAACUUAGUGUUUAUGCAGAAGCUGAAAACAAACAUUUUGCAGUAUGCUUCCAGCAGGCCUCCCACUCUGUCACCUAUCCCACACAUUCCUCGCAGUCCUUACCAGUUUUCCAACUCUCCUCGGCGUGUCCCUGCUGGCAAUAACAUCUACAUCUCACCUCUGAAGAGCCCAUACAAAUUCUCUGAUGGGUUUCAGUCACCCACAAAGAUGACUCCAAGGUCUAGAAUUUUGGUGUCCAUUGGAGAAUCAUUUGGGACUUCUGAAAAGUUUCAAAAAAUAAACCAGAUGUUGUGCAACAGUGAAUGCCAGCUGAAGCGCAGUGCAGAAGUAGGAGCUGCUGCCCCAAAGCCACUGAAGAGGCUGCGCUUCGAUAUAGAGGGGACAGACGAGGCAGAUGGAAGCAAACACCUACCCCAGGAGUCCAAGUUCCAACAAAAGCUUGCAGAAAUGACAUCUACUCGAACAAGAAUGCAAAAGCAGAAGCUGAACGAUGGAAACGAUACCUCAGCCAGUGAAGAAAAGUGAGAUUCUUCUCAGGACCAGGGCCUGCACCGCCGGCCCUCUUAAGAUUGUUUUUGUUUUACAGCCUUCAUUAAUAGAGUUGUUUUUUAGUUGCUUUUUAUUCCAAACUGCUAGUUGAAAGCAUUUCUACUUUUUAAAUUGUUAAAUGCUUUCCAUGAUACUUUGCCUUAUGAUGUAGCAUAUAUACAAUGUAAGCCACUGAAUUUAAUUUAUAUAUUUUUUGAGGAUUUUUAAAAAGUCUUGGAAAGUGUCUGCAUUUCCUGUUGCAGCAUUACUGAGUUAAGCCAGUUCAGUCUCAUUGGAUUGAGUUUUUUAUGUCUAAAGAUGAAAUGUUAGCUAGAAUGAUUUGAAAUGCACUAAUUUUGUUUCUUAGAUUUGAUUUUUAGAUUUUCAUUACUUGCAAAUUUGGAAAAUGGUGGGCCAAUUACUGCAAAGAUUUCUGUCUCUGUUCAUAAUUAACACAUCAAAUUCCCAUUAAAUUCAACUGGGCAGCAGCUGGGGGCCUUGCAGAGAAGGGGCCUCGCCUCAGGAGUACCGGAAUUCAAAGUGAACUCAAUUCAUAGCCUUACUACUGAAACCAACACUUGGCAUUUUGUUGUUUUGCUUCCCCAGUUCUCACCCCAGUGUCAUUUUGGAGGGCAGUUACACUGUCCCUCAGUUUGAAUUUCAUGGAGUAUGAAUCCCAAGGAGAUUCAUCUCAGAAUCCCACAAUGAAUCUUCCCAGAAGCUGAAGCUUCUUCCCAUAUGCAGAGUAAUUGACAUGCCCUUUCUUAUCUUGGGAAAUCUCAAGUAUUAAAAGAAAAAACAAACCUCCCCCACCCUGCAAAAAAAAAAAAAAAAAAAACCCAAAAAAAAAAAAACAAAACCAAAAUAAAAAACCCCAAAAAACAACAAACCUAAACCAUACCUGGUAUACACAAGAUUUCAAAAUUCUAAAAAUUCUAAUGAUGCAGAAUUUUCUUGAUUUCUUCAAAUUUUCACCUAAUUGUAGCCAAGCCAAACAGCUUGAGGAACAGCUGGAACCUGAGUGUCUCCAGUUGGGUUCCAGGUAAGAGCAGCCUGGUCUCUAAAAGCACAGGGCAUCCCCCAUUGGCCUUGCUGCAGCAUCUGCAAAAACCUGAACCUGGUGAACCCGCGUUGGGAAAAUCCAUCUGCCUUUACUGAAAAGGCAGUUAAUUGGGCAACUUGUGAAUGGUUGCAAAUAGCAAAAAAAAACCGCAAACAAAACCAUCCAAUACUUUUUUCAUAUUUUGUAUUUGUAAAUUACUGAUUCAGACACUGAAACUUUUCUUGCAACAAGAAAGUUUUGUUAAAAUAGCCAAUUAACAAAAGCACAUGUUUUAUUUCCAGUGGAUUAAAAUACAAGCAAAUAAAUUGUCCUGCUUUUAAAUUACCCAUUUUAAUGAAUAUUAGCUUUUGCAGCUUCUUAAAUUAAGAACAGGUACAGUAAAAAGCAUGCUAUUCAUGACACAAAUGUUUUAAACCAAUGUCUUCCAGAGAACUUAUUUACAAAUUGUUUAGCUGAUCCUAGAGUACUUAGAGUAGGAAGUUUUUUAAAGAUCCAUUCUUGUGAUUCAAAGCUAACCCUAGAACUACUAAAAAUUCUAUGAGCAGCAAAAACUAUAAAUUAAUUUUAAAAUAAUAUUGAGGGGUUUUUUAGACUCAAUAUGGCUUCAACUUCCUUACUGAAAAAUGUACAGAACUUUCCAGAGUAUGUUAUGUUUAUUUUCUCACUUUUUGCAGUUUUAUAGAAAGGAUAUAUGUUAACAUUGGGGUGCACUGACUGUAAGCUCUGUUACAGCAGUCCUUUGGCUAGAGGGAUGAUACAGAGUACAGUAUCUAAAUAGAUUCAUUCUUUACUAUGACAAUGGAUUUUUUUUUUUCUUGUUCAAACAGACUGAAGGCUUUACAUCAAAUGUACAAUAUUAUUUUAUACAACUAAUCAGUUUCUCGCCUUUCAAGAUAAAUAAAAUAGCUUUUAAAGGA
Vidua chalybeata is the source of this 4743-nucleotide messenger RNA. It is a transcript of the gene RB1, whose product is annotated as RB transcriptional corepressor 1. Gene Ontology annotation, cellular component: nucleus; Rb-E2F complex; chromatin. Gene Ontology annotation, biological process: regulation of transcription by RNA polymerase II; cell morphogenesis involved in neuron differentiation; negative regulation of G1/S transition of mitotic cell cycle. Bases 1 to 2760 code for a protein of 919 amino acids. The transcript is spliced from 27 exons. The record is from RefSeq and is a predicted model, not a curated record. Gene Ontology annotation, molecular function: RNA polymerase II transcription regulatory region sequence-specific DNA binding. NCBI's taxonomy places the organism in Eukaryota, Metazoa, Chordata, Aves, Passeriformes, Viduidae.